Messenger RNA from Paramuricea clavata, 8633 nucleotides. NCBI's taxonomy places the organism in Eukaryota, Metazoa, Cnidaria, Anthozoa, Malacalcyonacea, Plexauridae. The record is from the annotation of a GenBank genome assembly.
AUGCCAGAUGCUGUGGUGACCAUUCACAAUUAUUCAAUAUUUAGAAGAGAUAGAAGUUGGGAAGGACGCGAUAUGAGAGCAAAAGGAGGGGUAGCAAUAUAUGUUCGGAACAACUUAAAAGUUAUUGAUAUUUAUCGAUCCAGUUUGUACGAACUUAUUGGUAUCACACUUCUGUUACCUACAGGAAACCGCAUGUCGAUAUAUGGCCUUUAUCACCCACCUAGGCACAAUUAUCUGGAGAGCGACUUAUUGGAUUAUUUGAUAAAUAUUUCUGACGACGUUCUGGACAAAUAUCCAGACACUGUAAUUGUUUGUGGAGGGGAUUUGAACAGUUUGGACAUAAAACACCUUGAGGAACUAUCAGGAUGGGAUGCAAUGGUCGACUUUUCAACAAGGGGUAACGCAUGUUUGGAUAACUGCCUUACAAAUAGAAUAGAUUUGUUCUCAAAAUGUUAUCCUUUCCACAUGUUAACUAAAACAGACCACAUGGGGGUUAUUUUACCAGCAGGGACAAAACUAAAACCUAUGCGCCGAAAGGUUGAAUUUCGGGAUUGUAGAAAGCAUCGAAAGGAAGAUUUCCACAAAGCUUUAGCAGAAGAAGAUUGGGAGGAUGUAUCGCAGUCCACGAAUGUAAAUGACUCUGUGAAUUGUCUUGAACGUAAGAUCAAGGAUCAUAUGAAUAAAUGUAUGCCCACAAAAACAGUCUCAAUUUCGUCACGUGACCCUUACUGGAUGAGUCCUUUAAUUAAAUCUUUGCUAAAAUCUAAAUCCAGAAUUGCUCGGUCGCAAAAGGAUAGACUCAGUUUAAUUAACAAAAGGAUUUCUGAUGUCAUUUGUCAAAACAGAAGAAAUUUUAGGGCCUUGGUGGGAAGUAGAACUUGGUGGAGAAAGACGAAUGAUAUUUCUCAGCGAAAUGCAUCGUCAUCAAGAGUUACUUUAGAUAAUGCAUCACUUACAAGAUUAAAUCGCUACUUUGGCGAACUCUGCCACGAUGAUAGUUAUGUCGAACCGACGCUCUUAAUUAUUGGUGAUGAAGUAGAUAUUCCUAGCUUUACGGAACAGCAGGUAUGGAAUGCCUUGAAAAGAAUAAAGAGGACAGCAACAGGUCCCGAUUAUAUUCCCUAUUGGGUUUGGAAUGAUCAUGCGGAAAUUCUAACCGAAGUUAUAACUAACGUCUGGAAUUUGUCCCUUUCAUCACAUACUGUACUUGGCCAGAUUCAUGGAAAAGAGCGAAUAUUAACCCUCUUGCAAAGGUUGAUUUACCAAAGGAAGAUGGUGACUUUCGUGGAAUAAAUAUUACACCUGUAAUUGCGAGGACCUUCGAAAAGCUCGUUUAUAAUAGUCAGGUCAAGUCGACAGUUGAGGAAAUUUUAUCCCCAACGCAAUUUGCGUACAGGCAGGGGGGAGUUGUACAAACGCUCUGUUAACUAUUCAGAACAAAGUACUCAGCUUCUUAGAUAGAGCGAACUGCAAAGCAGUUAGACUGUUUUCUAUGGAUUUUAGCAAGGCUUUCGACUCAGUGAAACAUUCACUCCUCUCGGAAAAGUUAAAAACUGUGCCACUCAACCCUUAUAUCAUAAAUUGGUAUUUAAAUUUUCUAAAGAAUAGAAAGCAAAGAGUCGUUUGUAACGAUUUUUGUGGAGAAUGGAUGGAUGUUAAUAAGGGUACAACACAGGGGAGCGUAAGUGGCCCCUACCUUUUUAAUAUUUUCCUAAAUGAUCUAGAGGUGGACAUAGACGGCGAGAACGCUCUUUUUAAAUAUGCGGACGAUUCAAAUAUAAUAGUGCCAGUUUGGAGUGAGGGUCCUGAUACAUCAACAGAUACAGUUGGACAAUUCCUGAGCUGGUCUGAUGAUAAUUUUAUGACUUGUAACCCUGGUAAAUGUAAAGAGCUUAUCAUCCGGAAGAAGGGAUAUAAUGAUCAACUUGACAAUGUUUAUAAUAUACCCCAAUGCAAAGAACUUCCCAUUUUAGGUACUACUUUUCAAGACAAUCUCAAGUUCACCAGUCAUGUGCGAGGUAAAUUGGUCAAAGCAAACAAAUGCUUGUACGUUAUACGAACACUCAGGGCAGAAGGCUAUAGCCAAUGUGAGAUAGAUUAUCUAUUUAAGACCCUAGUAAUAUCUACUAUAACGUUUGGCCUGUCCGUCUACGGUUCUUCUCCAGCCGAACUCAAUACUCUACAACGGUUUUUUGACAGAUGUUUUAAGCGAAAGUAUAUAUCAGAACCUGUAAAUAUUAGAUAUCUUUUAGAAAUACAAGACAGAAAUAUUUUUAAGGCUUCUGUAAAUCAGAAGAGUGCCAUAGUCGACUUGAUACCAAGAAAAAAAUCCACAAGCUACUCUUUGAGGACAGAGUUUAGUCAGUAUCCAAGAGUGAACACGGAACGUUUUAAAUUGUCGUUUGCAAAUAGAUUAAUUUUUAACUAUAACCUAUUCAUAUGAUGUAAACUUUACUAAUGUAUUCUUAAUAUGUACUUGUAACAUAAGAUAUGUAUUUUUAUCUUUUGAUCUAUUAAAAAGACUUUUUUUUUUUUUUUGAUGCCUAUUCCUGUCCUCACCAUACCUCAUAACCUCAAAGAAGAUGGGUCAUUUCAACAUAAACAUUGAAAUAUGGGUAUACUGACAGCUCUGUCACACGUGUAGUUUGACAUUAGCAGCCCUUCUGAAACAUUUUAAUGAAAGUAUAAUUCACAAAAUUCACAUUUUCACUUACUUCUUAACAUCUGUUUUAAUCCAACUACCUCUGUAGGCACGAGCGAAACUUAGUGUUGAUGUAAAUAUCCAUUUAGCUCAUGUUUCCCUGGUGAAAAUAUAGUCUAUUCCAACGCUGAUUUCAACGUACUUUAGCUUUUCAGAAACCGUUGGCCUUCCUCAGUGAGAUUAACAACUGUUUCACAAACAUAUUUGAUAGUAAACAGCUAAAUUAUUCUCCGAAAGUCUAUAUUUUUGCUCUUCGACGCGAAAAUGGCAACUCAAGAAGAAAUGAGCCGCUAUUUUUGGUCAGCGUCGACAAAUUGCCCACCUGUUCCAGAGCCCCUCGUCGGGCUCGGUCGAACGCGCGUAAGAAGGGCUCUGGGUACGAGAAUGUGUAUUGUCGAGAUCCAUUUUCGUACCCAGAGCCCUUCUUACGCGCGUUCGACCCAUUCUCGUACCCAGAGCCCUUCUUACGCGCGUUCGACCGAGCCCGACGAGGGGCUCUGGCCAAAUCCAUAACUGGAUACCAUAAAAACAUGGUAUCCGGUUAAACACUGCGCAUGCUCAACGUCAAACGCGGAUAAACACUUCGGCUUUCUUGUUUGUUUCAUUUUGAAGUUUUUCUCCAGGAAAACCCCACAAAAGCGGUAGGUUUCGCUAAUUUUAUUUAUUUAAAUCAAUUCGUAGGUAAGACGUGAUGUUCCCAGUGCAUGUUGAUAAAAAUUUAGUAUAUAUUUCCCUCUUAAACGUUCCCAAAGCAGUAAUGGCUACGGAUACGAAGACGAGAGAUUGUCUCACUAUUUUAUAUUCGAUUUUAAGUCGCUGUUGUACAGAUUUUUAGACUUUUUUUGUGUUUUAUUAAAAGUCAACAGUCAUACAUAAGACAUACUAUACUGCAAAUUAUUUGAAAAUUGUAAAAAAUCGGUUUCUAGGAAGAAAAUAGUCAUCACAAUUAACUUCAUAUUCUGGCUGGCUUUAAUAUUUCGAAAUUUUCUCUUCAGAUGGCACGUCAGCUUUGAACAUGUAACACAGAUUUGUUUGAUUAACAUCACUGAUUUGGAAAUACGACGACCAUCUGCCAUAAAAUAUGCUGACUUUUUGCUAUGAGAACAUCACGUCUCAACCUAUUAAUUUCAAUCAACUAAUUGAUUUAAAUAAAUAAAAUUAGCGACAUCUACCGCUUUUGUGGGCGAUUAUCAACAACAAUCUUCCUAACUGCUUCGUACUAAUGUUCUUUCAACUUUAAUAAUGUCUUUUCUCCCAAUUUUCAAAGGGAAACCAACGCUUCGUGGAGCGCUUGUGUAUUUUUAUUCAUAUUUACUAUAAUAAACCAUAUAUUUCGUUGUGGCCAAUCAGAAGCCAGUUUGAUAUGGAUUUGGCCAGAGCCCCUCGUCGGGCUCGGUCGAACGCGCGUAAGAAGGGCUCUGGGUACGAGAAUGCGUUCGACCGAGCACGACGAGGGGCUCUGGCCAAAUCCAUAUCAAACUGGCUUCUGAUUGGCCACAACUAAAUAUAUGGUUUAUUGUAUAAAAUAUGAAUAAAAAUCAAGCGCUUCAUGAAGCGUUGGUUUCGUUUUGGAGAAAAUUGGGAGAAAAGACAUUAUUAAAGUUGAAAGAACAGCACUACGAAGCAGUUAGGAAGAUUGUGGUUGAUAAUCGCCCACAAAAGCGGUAGAGGUCGCUAAUUUUAUUUAUUUAAAUCAAUUAGUUGAUUGAAAUUAAUAGGUUGAGAAGUGAUGUUCUCAUAGCAAAAAGUCAGCAUAUGUAUGGCAGAUGCUCGUCGUAUAUCCAAAUCAGUGAUGUUAAUCAAACAAAUCUGUUACAUGUUCAAAGCUGAAGUGCCAUUUGAAGAGAAAAUAUUAUAGCCAGCCAGAAUAUGAAGUUAAUUGUGAUGAUUAUUUUCUUCCUAGAAACCGAUUUUUUACAAUUUUCAAAUGAUUUGCAGUAUAGUAUGUCUUAUGUAUGACUGUUAACUUUUAAUAAAACACAAAAAAGUCUAAAAAUCUGUACAACAGCGACUUAAAAUCGAAUGUAAAAUAGUGAGACAAUCUCUCGUCUUCGUAUCCGUAGCCAUUACUGCUUUGGCAACGUUUAAGAGGGAAAUAUAUACUAAACUUUUAUCACCAUGCAUUGAGAACAUCACGUCUUACCUACUAAUUGAUUUAAAUAAAUAAAAUUAGCGAAAUCUACCGCUUUUGUGGGGUUUUCCUGGAGAAAAACUUUCAAAACGAAACAAACAAGAAACCGAAGUGUUUAUCCGCGUUUGACGUUGAGCAUGCGCAGUGUUUAACCGGAUACUAUGUUUUUAUGGUAUCCGGUUAUGGAUUUGGCCAGAGCCCCUCGUCGUGCUCGGUCGCACGCGCGUAAGAAGGGCUCUGGGUACAAGAAUGUUUUGUGUCUGUCUCACUGGUCUGUCUGUCAAUCUUGAAACCAGAGCCCGCAAUCCUCUGUGGAGGCUUGCUGAGGCUCUGGGAAACACCGGCGAAAGUCGGGCUCUGAUUGGUUGUUUUUCCACAUCCUCGUCCCCAGGCCCAAGCGGCCCUCAAAGUUUUUCAAGUGCUAAUUAUUAUUCAAACUUUGAGCCGUAUUUAGUUAUUCGGAUUUCAAACAUUGUUUAAAAUUAAUAUAAAGUUUAUUUCUCUUUGUGUAUUAUGUUUAAACAUAUCAAUGAAACACACAGCAUAAUUUUAAUAAACUUAUUAAUCUUCCUUAGCUUCUCAUAUGAAAUCAAUAGAUAGACUAUUCAAAUAUGGAUAUGCCAAUAACAAAAUGUAGAAUAACAGUGCAGCAUUACCAUAUAAGGUCAUGAUAAGCCGUUGCCUAUAAUAUUUAAAAUAACACAACAAUCCAUGAUUUGCCGUAAUUAAACAAGUUAAAAUAAAUCACUACCAGUAUCUUACAACAAUUCAAAACCAUGGCAAGUGUUCUUUGAAGAACUAAGGUCGUAAGUAGCAGAGGAGGUUGGACAGCAGGCCUCAAAGCGUCAUGGGUUUUGAGCGCCUAAUUCCACGCGUGGCUUUCAUUGACUGUUGACUGUCGAGGAGUGAACAUCUCUUUGACUAUAAAACCAAUAUGGAAGCUUUCGAACGACAAGAGUGUCAGGCUGCGAUACUGAUUAAUGUCCAAUACCUCUGCAAGAUGUCCAAUGGACAUAUUGAAAUGUCCAGUGGAUAUUUGAUUUGUCCAUUGGAUCCAAUGGACAGGCAUAAGUCCACUGGACAUUUGGUUGUGCAUUAAGUAAGUUAUAAUAAAUAGAGUUAGAAUAACGUCACAUGCAGGUAGCAGGCCAAUGAGAUGGCAAAGGGAGUAUGUCCAAUGGUCCAUUGGAUCCAAUGGAUCCAUUGGACAGGCAUAUGUCCAAUGGACAUUUCACUUGUCCAUUGGAUCCAAUGGACAUAGAUAUGUCCAGUGGACAUUUGAUUUGUCCAUUGGAUCCAAUGUACUGGAAUAUGUCCACUGGACAUUUGGUUGUGCAGUAAAUAAGUUAUUUCGAAUGAUGUAAUAUGUGGGCAUCGACCCCAUGCAGGUAAGCAGGCCUGUCAGAUGACAAAGGGAGUAUGUCCAAUGGUCCAUUGGAUCCAAUCGAUCCAUUGGACAUGCAUAUGUCCAAUGGACAUUUCACUUGUCCAUUGGAUCCAAUGGACAUAGAUAUGUCCAGUGGACAUUUGAUUUUGUCCAUUGGAUCCAAUGGACAGGCAUAUGUCCAGUGGACAUUUGGUAGUGCGGUAAAUAAGUUAACAGGAAUGACGUCAUAGGUUGACAUCGACCCCAUGCAGGAAGCAGGCCUGUGAGAUGGCAAACGGAGUAUGUGCAAUGGUCCAUUGGAUCCAAUGGAUCCAUUGGACAGGCGUAUGUCCAAUGGACAUUUCAGUUGUCCAUUGGAUCCAAUGGACAUAGAUAUGUCCAGUGGACAUUAGAGUUGUCCAUUGGAUCCAAUGGGAUACACAUAUGUCCAAUGGACAUUUGAAUUGUGCGUUGAAUGUAUAAGUGUGUAACGAGUGUAACUAAUUAAACCGCAUAAUUAAGACGCAUGCUGUUCAGAGUUCAUUUCAGUGCUGAAUGUUAAAAUUAUUAUACAGUAGGUGAAUUAAUUUUGUAACUUAUAAGAUAUGAAACUUUGUUUCACAUUUAUUUGUAUGCUUACUGUUUAAUUAAUUUAACUAUAGAUCAUUAUGUUUCAUAAUUACAAAUUAUAGCUGAAUUAAAAUUGCCAUUUAUUGGCAUUGGCCGCAUUGCGAUUGCCAUCCGGUUGUUUCAAAGCAUGCAUGUCAUUUGAUAUGGGAUUUACCACAUCCAUUGUCACCUUCUGUUCCGCAAGCGGAUGUGUUUGUUUUGGUGACGCGUAAAGGCCGAUAAAGCCACUUUUGUGGAAAUAGUCACAACCUUGAGCUUCAAAAGAUCAUAUUUGAUUAAUAGUUUGUGAGACCACCUAAUUUCAAAAUCUCGUACGCUUUUGAACGCCACGGCGGGCCCCUCGGAAGGCGAGCAGGCUAUGCGAAGGCCGAAGCUUAAAAAUCAAUAUUCGCGACAGGGGUUUUAUGAAAAAAAUUUAUUGUCUUCAACAAUUACUUCGUGCACUGACAACCGUGGCCAUACUAACAUUGCUAACAUGACAUCGUAAUGCCAUCGACUUAUAAUUAUUUUCAUAUAAAAUGGCGAUUACGAUAAUCAGGGCCUAUCAGAGAAAUUCGGAGGCCUGGGGCAAAUUUUUGUUUCGGGAGCCCUAUCUUUCCCCAAAAGGUUGGCGAGCGGGGGAGGAGGUGAAAACUUUUUCCGGACAUUAAAAAAGGGUCAGAAAAUUUUCUGGAGUCGAACACGAGUUUGAACUAAGGUUCAAAAAACUUUUUCCCCACAAAUUCCUAUUACAACAUGGGUAGACCCUUUUUUUCGAUCAAUACAUGUGUUAUACCAUUAUUUAUAGCAAAAAAGUUCGAAAUUAUUUUUUAAUUUUGAAAAUUUUGGGGUCCCCUUAAACUGGGGGGCCGGCGCAAAUUGCCUCCAGUGCCCCCCCCCCCCCUCUGGUAGGCCCUUACCUUUUGGAGAGUGGAAACACUGGUAAUGGUCUCGGAGAUCUCUGUGAUAUUAUAUUUAUAGUCAUAGAUGGCCAGUCUUGCUGAGGCAGAAUCUUUUGAAAAUACAACGUAUUUCUCGCGAAUAUUGAGGGUAACAAAUGUUCUAGGUAUUUCUUUUACAGCCGUACGUACAGUCAUGGAAAUAAUAUCCGUAGACUUUUUUAAAACGCAUCUGUCUUACUAUUUUGUAAAGCCAUUUUAUUCUUAGUUAAUACAAACGCCCAUGAUCGCUAGAAAUAGUAACUCCCCCCCCUCGCCCUACCACAAUGUUGGUUCAAACCAUGGUUAUUGGACUACAAACCAACAUUGUAAACGGGGAGGGGGGGGGGGGAAAUUUUUGAAAAAUCUACGAAUUAAUUUCCAUGAUUGUAGUGUGGUUGAUUGUGCAUGUGUGUAUAUAUAUAUUUGUUAUGAGUUAUAUAUUCGGAGAAGAUGCGGCGUGUUAUUUUGUUUUUACAUGCACAAACUUUUUCAAAUUUGGACAAUGUUAUAAGGCUGCUGAAUCGGCAAUCGGCUUCCUGCGAUUAUUAUAGCGGUACCAUAUAGUGAGUUACGUGUUGAAUGACAACCAGCUAACAAAGUUAAUCCUUACGCCUGUAUUCUAAAAGGUCACUCACAUUAAUUGAGUCAUGAAGAUUCAAUCUGAGCAUCUUUUGAGUGUCAAUGCUGUUUUUGAAUAGCUUGAGAGUGAGUAGUUACAUAGUAAUGUACGACACCAGUCCUCUAUAGCUAUUGAAAAACAGCAUUGACACUCAAAAGAAGCUGAGAUUGAACCUCCACUCAUUGAGUGUGAGCUUUUAGAAUACGCGGGCGGACCUUCAUUUUUCUCUCAUGUGCGUGUAUAUAUUUUUUCUUAUGAGAUAAAAU